Molecule: messenger RNA, 2950 nt
Organism: Triplophysa dalaica
Lineage: Eukaryota; Metazoa; Chordata; Actinopteri; Cypriniformes; Nemacheilidae
Product: cryptochrome-1-like
Exons: 14
Coding region: 154-1899 (581 amino acids)
Biological process (GO): entrainment of circadian clock by photoperiod; circadian regulation of gene expression; negative regulation of DNA-templated transcription
Cellular component (GO): nucleus; cytoplasm
Molecular function (GO): DNA binding; FAD binding
Source: RefSeq, a predicted model, not a curated record
GAAACAGCACUGUUCCAGCCGGGUAUCUUCACUGAAGAGUGUUGAUCAGACUGCAGUGGUCGGAUCUUCAUUUAAUUUGACAUGAUUUUCUCACUCGGACUCUCUUGAUAAAAUCAUUCUUCUGUUCUGAUAACACCUGAGUUCUCCAGCAUCAUGCCUGUGAACUCCAUCCAUUGGUUCAGGAAGGGACUGCGUCUCCAUGACAACCCGGCCCUCCUGGAGGCAGUGAAGGGGGCCGACACGCUCCGCUGCGUCUACUUCCUGGACCCCUGGUUCGCCGGGACAUCAAACCUUGGUGUGAACCGAUGGAGGUUUCUGCUGCAGUCUCUGGAGGAUCUGGACUCUCGUCUGCGUGAACUCAGAUCACGUCUGUUUGUGAUCCGCGGUCAGCCGGCAGACAUCUUCCCUCGACUCUUCAAGGAGUGGAAGAUCUCUCGGCUGACGUUUGAGUGUGACUCGGAGCCGUUCGGGAAGGAGCGAGACGCAGCCAUAAAGAAACUGGCGUGUGAAGCUGGAGUGGAGGUCACAGUGAAGAUCUCACACACGCUGUAUGAUCUGGACAGGAUCACUGCGCUGAACGGCGGUCAGCCUCCUCUCACAUUCAAACACUUUCAGACUCUGGUGAGCAGUCUAGAACCUCCAGAACCUCCAGCAGAACCUCUGAACAGAGAACUGAUGAGAAACUGUGUGACACCUGUCAGUCAAAACCAUCAGCAGAAAUACAGUGUACCACUACUGGAUGAACUCGGGUUCGACACUACAGAUUUGACUCCUGCGGUUUGGCCCGGUGGAGAAUCAGAGGCGCUGAUGCGUAUGGAGCGACACAUCGGACCCGAUUCUGCCGCUGCGUGGCAGGAGAACGUGGAGCGGCCCAAGAUGAACUCUAGUCUACUGUUGGCGAGUCCUCCGGGUUUGAGUCCGUACCUGCGCUUCGGCUGUCUGUCCUGCCGUCUCUACUAUCAAAAACUCACAGAGCUCUAUAAGAAGGUGAAGAAGAGCGGCAGUCCCUCCGUCUCUCUGUACGAUAAGAUCCUGUGGAGGGAGUUCUUCUACACGGCCGCCACCAACAACCCUCGAUUCGACCGCAUGGAGGGAAACCCCAUCUGCAUCCGCAUCCCGUGGGACAAGAACGCCGAAGCGCUGGCCAAGUGGGCCGAAGCCAAGACGGGUUUCCCCUGGAUCGACGCCAUCAUGACUCAACUGCGUCAGGAGGGAUGGAUUCAUCAUCUGGCGCGUCACGCCGUGGCCUGUUUCCUGACCCGUGGAGAUCUGUGGAUCAGCUGGGAGGAGGGCAUGAAGGUGUUCGAGGAGCUCUUAUUGGACGCAGACUGGAGCGUGAAUGCGGGCAGCUGGCUCUGUCACUCCUGUAGCUCCUUCUUUCAGCAGUUCUUUCACUGUUACUGUCCCGUCGGCUUCGGACGCAGAAUCGACCCAAACGGAGACUUCAUCAGACGUUACUUACCUGUCCUCCGAGAUUUCCCUGCCAAGUUCAUCUACGACCCUUGGAACGCUCCGGAGGACGUGCAGGUGGCCGCCGGCUGCGUGAUCGGGGUGGAUUAUCCCAAACCCAUGGUGAACCACGCGGAGGCUAGUCGACUGAACAUCGAGAGGAUGAGACAGAUCUACCAGCAGCUCUCCAGAUACAGAGGACUCAGUCUGCUGUCCAAUCACACGGAGUCAUCGAGCGUAAGUGAAGGAAAGCACAGAAAACAUCGAUACGUUCUCGGCCACCGUACAUCACCCUACACCAUUCAGAGGGGUUUGAAAGGCCACGCCCACGAAUUCGCCGUCCAUCAAUCGGGAGGUUUGCAGGUUGGCGGCGGUGCAGGGAGGAGCGAAAGGGAGGCGGAGCAUGACAGUGGCCAAGAGGACGAGAUCGGUCAAAACCUAAUGAGCUGACUAUCUAGGCAUCAUUUUGAGAAAUCAUCUUAAGACGUGGGAUGAAGCAGAGGGCGUGGCCAACUCUUCUCAAGCUCCACCCACUUAACUGUUUCUAAAAUGUGUUAUAAACAUUGUUUACCUCAACUGUAAGUCGCCUUGGAUAAAAGCGUCUGCUAAAUAACUUAAUGUAAGUGAAUAUAGAUUUGAUGUUAAAGUCCCCUUGAAGUGGAAGUUCCGAUCAUUUUUACUUCCGCAUUUCGACAUGAAAUGGAACGAAGGAUAAUAGUGGGCGAGGCUUUCGUCUUUCUCUGCGAUUUGAUUGGACGUACAAAAACAGCCGUUGUGAAAUGAAUCUGGCAGCAGACUGACAGUUGAAGGGGAGGAGUUAACAGAGGCUCCGCCCAAGCCGUCAUUUAAGAUAGCUAUUUACAAUAAACAAGGCAAUAUUUCAUGAAAAAAUAAGAAUUGACAUUUUUAACUUCAACGCACAGAGAACUUUUUACAUUUGAAAUGUAUUUAACAAUUUUAAUAUUUAAAGUUGAUUUAUUGUCCCAUGUAAUAGAUUUUGUAAUCAAAUGCAAAAUCGAAAUAUUGUUAAAAGACUAAAACAGUGUUUGUGUGCAACAAGACUCAAGAUGAAUAACCUAGAUUGCAAACAUUCAUUCUGAAUUGUGCAAGUUUGAAAGAAUGAAUAUUGACAGAAAUGUUUGUUGGUAACGGCAACGGCAACGAUCGCUCCAUCACGUGUUGCCAUGGUGAUGUCGCACGUCUGGGGUACAAACUUUCUGUAGUUUUGUAGAAUGUGUCUCUUGUUCAGAUGUAUUUAUUCAACCGUGUGUCAAGUCUUCAGUUGUUUUAUUUAACAUGUCUUCAAUCAUCCACGACCAGCCGAACUAAUGCUGAUCGUUUAUUCUUUCGAUUCAGCGUUUUGUACCGUAUGAAGCUGUACAGUUUUACACAUUUUACGUUUUGUACGAAAUAUUUGUAGCCAUUUUGAAUAUUGAAGAUAAACCACUGUAUAUCAGUUUGUAAAGUUCCUCUUUCUGCAAAUAAAACUAUUUCAAUGACA